AGCGGGGUCUUCUCUGUGCGCAACGGUAGCCGUGAUGUCUCCUCACGCUGGCCUGCCUUCUCCUUGUCCUAACUUGGCUGGAAAUAUUCUGGCUCAGUUGUUUGAAGCGGAAGACUCGGAAACUAAUCUGCCGCUGCAAAACAAGGUGGCCGACAACAUAAGAAGCUUCAGAAGGAAAAGGAGCGCCGUGUCGAUUGGAAGAUCUCUCCACUGGCACGACCUUUUCACAGUCAAGAACAAACACCGCGUUAAGAGGCAGUGGAAUAUCCCCCCCAUCAGCAUUCCUGAAAACGAUGCGAACCAUUUUAUAAAGUAUCCGGUCUCGAUCACAUCUGACCAGAAUCAGUACAUCGACGUGCGGUACAAGCUAACGGGCAUUGGUGCUGACAAGGACCCUGUUGGACUCUUCACCGUGGACCCAGCAACAGGAUUCCUGGGACUGACUCGAGCUGUGGACCGCGAGGAGUACAGUGUCUUCACUCUGCAAGGUCACGCAUUCUCUCUGCAAGGCAGGCGGGUGGAGGAGCCCUGCAACUUGACAAUCGCUGUCAUCGAUCAGAACGACAACUUCCCAAUAUUCACCGUCACCUCCUUGGCUGGCUUUGUCCUUGAGCACUCUCAAGUCGGUACCACGGUCAUGAAUAUCAUAGCAAUGGAUGCCGAUGACCCCAAGACAAUGAAUGGGCAGGUGCAGUACGAGCUCAUCUCUGGGUCAAAUAUUUUCUCCCUGGACAAGUUCACGGGCACAGUCAUGGUGGCGAGCGCAGUGCUGGAUCGAGAGGUGACGGAGGAGUACACCAUCACAGUGAAGGCGUCGGACAGCCAAGGGCUGCCGUUUGCCCUCACCACCUUGGCAAAGAGCGUCAUCACCAUCGUCGACAUCAACGACAAUGCACCCAUCUUUGUCGUCAGAGAGCUGUAUGCAACUGUUGUGGAAAACACCAUCAAAAUGGAUGUGGUUAGAAUUUCUGUCACAGACCGAGACAAAGUCAACACGAAACAUUGGUGGGCUGUGUACUCGAUCGCUAGCGGAGACAUGCAACAACAUUUUCAAAUCAUCACGGACCGCAAAACUAACGAGGGAGUCGUGUCUUUGAAUAAGACUCUAGACUACGAGGAGACAAAACGCUACGAGCUGUCGAUCACGGUGCAGAACGAGACGCCGCUGGUCGGCGUGACGCCGAUUACCCAGAUCUGCAGGGUGAUCAUCACGGUGGUGGACCAGGCCGAGCCGCCCGUCUUCAUGCCAGUGCAGACGGUGGUCACGCGGAAGUACGGCGUGGCCAAGGGCAGCAGCGUGGCCACCGUGUUGGCCCGGGACCCAGAUAACGAGCACAACACCAACAUCAGGUAUGAGAUUCUGAGGGACGCGGCCAAUGUACUGGUGAUCAACUCCAUGACGGGAGAGGUUACUUCGAAGGCCCAACUCAGCCGAGACUCGUCCUUUAUCUACAACAACACAUACACCGCAACAGUCAUCGCUAUAAAGGAUGGUUCGCCUUCUCUUACCGGGACGGGCACGGUGAUCAUCAUCGUGGAUGGCGCCGACAAUGGACGACUCAGCCUGGUCAGCAGCAGCUACUGUGUGGAGAAGGCGUCGCAGCAGGCACAGCUAACCCUCGUAGCUCGGGACGAUGGCUCGCCCGGUAACCGCCCGCUCACCUUCUCCCUACCCAGCAGUUACGACAACUCCAGAUACAAGUGGACCUUCGAUGCGACGAGCGACACAUCGGCCUUGAUGUCGUUGGAGAAGGACAACCUGGAGUGCGGAACUCAAGAAGUCCCCGUGUCCGUCACGGACAAGCCUGGCCUUAGCAAAACGUCCGUGGUGUCUGUCAAGGUGUGCGACUGCAAGGCGGGUGCUGGCGGAGUGAUAGGCAUUCACGGGGGAAUGGACGAUCGAGUGGGUGGAGAGGGUGGAGUGGCUGGGGGUGUUCCUGGCUACGCCCAUGGUGGAUCUGGAAUUGGCCUUUCCGCAGGAGCGCUGGCUGCCAUCAUCUGCUCACUCCUGCUUUUGCCUCUCCUCGCUGUGGGACUGUUCUGUGCGGCCUCGAAACUGUUUCCGAAGAAAGGAAAAGCCAUGAUUGUUGGGAACGACACAAAAGGAUUGGUCGUUAACUACAUGGGAGAGGCAGGAGAGCAAGACCAGGACAUGAGCGCAUUCCAGGCGUUCAGUAUGAACAAGCAGUACUCGAAUGCAGAAAAAACCGUGCUCUCAUCCGCCGCCAACCUCGAUGAGCAGGAAGAUUCUGCACUGCUCAAGAUGGAAGCUCAGAGCAUCUCCGCGCCCAUGAGUAGCGCCAACCUCACGGAAAAAAUAGUAACGACCAGCACCACCAUGAAGAAAACCACGCAGCACUCGUCGUCAUCAUCGGCGCAGCGGCAGCAGCAGCAGCAGCAGAAUGGCGUGGGUGGCAUCGUGCAGGCCGGGCUGGGCCAUGCUGCCCACGCUGGGGAUGUGGCAAAUGCUCUGGCGGCGAGGGAGCAUGUGGCCACCGCCAACGGCUCCGCGGCCGUCGCGAGCAGCAGCAACGUCAGCAGCAUUAGGGGCACGCUCAGACCCACGUCCCCUUCCGCUCGAGCCGUGAGCCCCACUGUGAGGCUCGGCCAUGCGGGUGGAUGGGCGGCCGGGCACAGCACGGCCACAGCUCAGUUUAGCGACGGGGCACAGCAGCAGUGGCAGCGGGCCGCUGUCUACAGGGAGGAUGCUCCAGUGGCCAGCGAGACCUUGCGUUUCAAGAGUGCCAAGGCCAUGGGUGGCUACAAACUGGGUCAAGAAAACAUGGACAAGGUUCUUUACAAGGUGAAGUUGUUGGUGGAUGCUGACCCAGCCAUGAUGCCGCUGGACACACGCUUGAUCUACAGCUAUGAAGGGAGGUGCACACCUCCUGAUUCAUUCUCCUGCCUCACUGACCUUAACUUGCAAUAGAUAGACAAGUCAACACCCCAUCAAUCCAACCAUCCAAUUCGUUAAUCUAUCCCAUCCAGUUAUUAACUUGUUAAUGCAUCCAUUCACCAUGCAUCCAUUUAUCUAGAAGUUAUUUCAUCCAUCUGUCUGUUUCACCAUCCGUUUAUCGUUGUUUUCAUCCGUUCAUCUAUUUUUAUAUCCGUUUGUAUAUCAAUCUUGUUUGUAUAUCCAUAUCUCUUUUUGUCCAUCUCACACCUCCGAUUAGCACGGUUGGCUCUGUACGGUGUAAACGAAGUUCAACAUGCAUACAUAUACAUCUAUCCAUGUAUCUAUUUGAGCCACCCAUCCAUGUAUUCUUCCAUCAAUCAAUUUGUUCAUUCAUCCACCAAUUUAUCCAUCCACACACCCAUGUAUAUGUCCAUCCAUUCACCUUGAAUGCAAAAAUCGGCUUCUGGCAGACAGUUUUUGUAUCUUUCACAAAUAAAAAUUGUGCUAUUGAUAUUAAGUCACAUGUAUAUUUACACUUGGCCUAUCUUAUCCAGCAUUCGCCAGCACUUGUUCAUGCAUUGUUAAGGAUACUGUGACGUCAACGAGCAUUCACCGUAGUGUCUCUUAAACUGUUAGCCCUCAAAGUUAAGCUCGGUUGAAUUGAGUUAAAUGUGUAGUAUAAAUGUUAGACAUUUUUGUGUAGUCGUUGGUGACCAGGUUCAGACCAUGAGUUCAAUACUGGAGAACUUGCUUUACUCAUGAUGACUCUGUCGUGUGAGACAGCCAUUAUGAUUCUUACUUGCUCUUGCUUUGUGUUGUGACACGGUCAUUUUGAAUCUCGCACCCUCUAACUCUCUCUUAAGCCCCCUUUUAAUACCAAACUGCUCCGACCAUGUUCAAAUUGAAAACCCUUACAUAAACAUUGGUGCAUUACUUUACGUAAUAAUAUGGAUGGGAUGUCAAAUAUUUCACCACGUGUUAAUUAGGGUCUCUUGUGCACAACCGCUGAACUGUACACCUUAAUUUAGCUGUAAAAGAUAUGUGGUGGUUCACCAUGUGACUGUAUGCUGUAAAAGCCAUGAAAAUAUGAGGCUGUUAAAAUAUAUUUCAAAACCAUUUUUUAAAUGCAGUUGCUAGUGCAGUAGUUCCCAAACUGCAGUACGCAAGGCAGUAGGAAUUAAGUGGUCCAUGGGACUGUUGCAAAUUCUACAAUUUAGAGUAUUACCUUUUUUAAAGAUAUAUUUGGUGCAUAGUGUUACGCAAAAUGCUAUGAUAGUUGACAGUGAGUUCAGAAAGUUUGGGAACCACGUCGCUCGUGUAUGGUUUGACAUUAUAUAAUUCGGCACAGAUACCUGUAAAUCUGUAUGUUUACUUAUUUCUUUAAGAAAGGUUGCUUAUGUUCGCCGAGGGCCAAUGCAAUUAGUUUAAUAUAGCUGUGCUGUAGUAGUAGUUUUUUUUUACUUAUUUUUGUGUUUGUUUGGGCACGGACAAUGGGGUGGGUUGCGGUGAGGCGACACUGCUUUCUAUAUAAAGUGCAUUGUUUGAGUGAAUGUCAAGGACAUUGGGUCAUGUUAAAGUGAUGCGCUCACAUACACAUCAAACCCAAAUUUAUCACACCAUCAAUAUCCCACAUGGCAAAAAAAAACGAUGACCAUAUUUUUGCGGUCUAGUUUUGCUUACAUUGUCCUACUGCAUAGGCACAGAGCAAAUAUUUUGAUCAAUGUGUUGUUAUCCUUAAUCAAUAUGCCUGAGACGCAGUUAUGUUUGUUGUAAUAUGUGGAUUAUCAUGACAUUACUUUCAUGCAACGCAAACAUUGCAUUCAGUGGCAUGUCUUUAUUAACCUCGCGUAAGGCAAUGGUGUUCUAUUGUGAACGUUUUUGAUCGGAGUCUAGCGAUGCGAUGAUUAAGAAUAUUUCCCUGGAUUUUAAGAUACUUGGGAUAUUAAGAGACACCCAAAACAUGUGCCCGGUGUCAAUAAAGUAUACAAAUCUGGUCUUGCGAGCACGCGCACACACCAGAUAGUAAGAAGCACUCCCGACUAUUGCUUUAAACUACAUGGGGGGAGGGAAAAGUCGUCUUAUAAUCCAGAGUCUACGGGAAUAUCCAUCCACAAGCUAAAUUAUUUGCGCAUCAAUGCACACCUGUACGAAGCUAUGUUUUUGUUGCUGUAUGUAAUGACAUAAUUUCAACCGUGGUGAUGGUUACAAACUGAGUAAUCAUUGGAAAGAUGUGAUUAACCAUACAAAAAAGAUUUAACUACACUUAGUUGGCCAAUCUUAUUUGACAGACUAUUACAGGUUUACCAUGUUUAGUGGUUGUCUCCUUGUCACAGGUUGAGUCACAAACCGUACCUCUCCAUAACAAAGGCUCAGCCUUUGUUAUGCAGUCUAUUCUUAGUCUUAAGUCUCACCUUACCAUAUUAAUAAAAGUGUGCUUUACUUGGCCCUUCCCCCCCCCCCUCUCCAACCAUUAUAUAAACGGAGUGGUAGCUCCUGCAAUCUCUCAUUUACUUGAUACAGCUGUCGUGGCUAUGACGGUUCCACCUGAAGACGGAAGCUUGUGUUGCCUCCGAAACGUCGUGAUUUUUAUUUUUAUUUUAUUUUACUUCUUUAAUUUUAAUGUUUUAUCUACGUGACUUUACCGAAAAAACCUAAGAAUAGGGUUCACAAUGACCACUGUGGUCACUAGAGGCCGCUACCAUCACCACAGUGUUCAAAACAGCGAUGAUUAUAGAGGGGAAUCGCAACAAUUACCCGAGUCACUGAGUGACUGAAUCGUAAUGCCUCUAUUGCUCUUCCAUGCCAAUCACAACACCGUUUUUUUUCCCCCGCAGGAAAAUGUUAGCUGUGUUGAACAUUCCACAAGUUAAGUGAAUGUUAUAUAUUGCACAAUGUCUAAUUAUACUCUCUGACAUUAUAAGCGUUGUUUUGCCCUCGAUAGUAAGAAUUGUAUUAGCUCCAUAGCGAGAAGCUGAAUUACUCAUUUGUAACUGUGGAAGUUAUAUUGUGAUGAGUAAAUAAUACAUAUCCACAAAAGUGUCGUUUUAUAUUAAGCGAGCUUCCAAAAAACCUCAUUGUAAUUGGCUAUGCAUUUUCGACCUCGUUUUGACAAAACAUGUUAGGAAUAAAUCAUAUUUAGUGUUGUUUUAAGCCUUUGGUAAAAACAAAUUUGGAUAGAAUGUGAGAUUAAAUUAUAUGAAUUUGCACAUGCAUUAUUAUGUUACAGUCUGUUUUAAUAACUUGUUCUCCACACAUUCCAAAUCUUGGGUUAUGGCCUCAAUUGCCAUAAACCAUGACAUAAAUAAUUCACAAUGAUUCGACGGCAGUGUCAUUGUGUAGAGUAGUAUGUUAAAACUCUAAUGCAUUUACACAAUUAUACACAUUAUAAGACAAUGUAUCCCCCCCAUACCAAGAGUUUGAGCAGUAUCUCUUUUGGUGGUUGUGAGACCCAUCUAUAUAUAAUAAACCACGAAAGACUUUCACACAACGCGAUAUUCAAGUUGUCAGUCCUAGAGGUAUGGGUUUAUCAUAAUUCUACCAAUGAUAAGAUUAUGCUAGUGACACUAACCAGGUUAGGCUGGAGUUACACUGCAGUGACACGAGACACCACUGUAACUAUACACACAUCACAACGUUUAGCCAGAUCUAGAGUACAGGUUCUGCCACAGCUGAUCUAAGAGUUCUAGGUCUCAUCAACGUAUGCUUAUGAUAUAUCUGAACAAUCGUGGCAAAGUUAAACAAUUGGCACAAACGUUUCCAUUCCUUUCUUUGUUAGUUGGUGUUGCUACUAGUAUAUUUUGUGAUUCAUAAUUAGUUUAUUUUGGGCUAGAUCGUGUAGUUAUAAUAGCAUUUGUUUUUACUCUAACCCUCCACCAGCCGUCAAUGCCAAUCGAAUCAAGUUGUCACGUGGGCAUGUUUGAACCAGUUUUAACAAUCGGUGUUGAUUGCAGCAAGCAACAGUAAUGUUUCACCCGGUCCACCAGCAUGGGUGUCCUGAUGACGUCAUGGCAUCUACUUAAGGACCCGGAUCGGGAAUCUCUAUCACACAAGAGGCUCAGCUUCUGUCAACACAUGGUGAUGAUGAUGAUGUUGCUGCGUGUAAUAAUAACAUUUGCAACAUUUUGCUUUGGCUUUUCAACAUUCCUCCGUUUUUUAUGAUAAACUAAAUCAACUGGCAUAUUUUCCCAUGACGUUCACAACUUGGUUUGAUUGACUCUGUCAAGGGGUGGAGGAUUAUUGCGUAAACUAAAAUCUACACGUGGACCUGACCCAAAAUUAACUUAAUUAUGAAUCGUGAAUAUUGUUUCACGAAAGCAUGUUUAAGCAAACUGCACCUUGUUUAAAUUCGCUAAGGUGUAUUGACCGAGCUUUCUGUUUUGUAUCAAGUUGGCACUUGUUGUAGAUAUCGCACCUUUUCGACGUGACCCCUUUUUUAAACGUGUUUUUUUUUGCACAUUUCUAUUUCUUUCUCUCGGAUGUUUAUGGGCAACGGAAAUCGCAAAACAGCGUGGGACCCAUUAAAAUGUUGCAUGCGGUUUUUAUUAUAUGCAGUGUUGGACAAAUGGAGCCAUUUUAAGCUGAAUGAAAAAUACAGAGGUUUGCUUUUACAGCUCAAAGGCUAUCAGUUCUUGUUUAAAUAACUCACACCUGUUUUAUCUUGCUAUUCUUUAUGAAAUAUAUAACUUUAAUGCUGCCAUUGAGGCUGCCAUUAUGUUAUGUUUGAAGAAAACUAUUGUGAUAAUACAAAAAAAACUUUUAAAGUUUUGCUUCGAGACUUCGAAUGUAUGAGAAACAAAUAUAUGCUACAGCAUUAGUAUACCUCAUGAACACGAAGCACCCACCCGUAUGUAUGUGUGUGUCA
Messenger RNA from Lethenteron reissneri (Far Eastern brook lamprey), 7757 nucleotides. RefSeq names its product cadherin-4-like. Lineage: Eukaryota; Metazoa; Chordata; Hyperoartia; Petromyzontiformes; Petromyzontidae. Gene Ontology annotation, molecular function: cadherin binding; calcium ion binding; beta-catenin binding. The record is from RefSeq and is a predicted model, not a curated record. Gene Ontology annotation, biological process: adherens junction organization; multicellular organism development; cell migration. Gene Ontology annotation, cellular component: adherens junction; plasma membrane; catenin complex.